Molecule: messenger RNA, 1821 nt
Organism: Arabidopsis lyrata subsp. lyrata
Lineage: Eukaryota; Viridiplantae; Streptophyta; Magnoliopsida; Brassicales; Brassicaceae
Product: probable beta-1,3-galactosyltransferase 3
Exons: 11
Coding region: 361-1590 (409 amino acids)
Cellular component (GO): Golgi membrane
Molecular function (GO): hexosyltransferase activity
Source: RefSeq, a predicted model, not a curated record
UCUUCUUCCUUUUCUUCUUCAACGACCCCUCCUCUUCCACUCUCAAGUCCCUGCGUAAAAAAUACAGAGCCAGAGAAAGAGAGAGAGAGAGAGAGACCAAGAUUCUCUUUAACACCAUCUUUAAUUAAACUACGAAAACUCCAGAGCACCACCUCUCUUUGAAUUUCUCGUAGACUACGUGAAAAAUCUCAGCUUUUUGGUUUCGGAGGCUCUGAAGAUUGAUGAGCUACUUCUUUUUGCUGUAUCUGAUUUUUACCUAAUUUAUAGUUUCGAUUCGUCUUAUGGAGUUGUUUGGAUUGAAUUAGAUACUUUGAUUCCUGGGGAAUCUCUAUUCUUCUCUGGUUGUUGAAGAGAAAAAUAAUGUCGACGAAGAUCAAAGGAGAGCUUUUUUCGUCCAGAAGCUUAGUAUCCAAGAAAUGGACAUUUUUACUCUGCUUUGGGAGCUUCUGCUUUGGGAUACUCUUCACCGAUAGGAUGUGGAUUAUUCCAGAGUCUAAAGACAUGUCUCGACCAUCUGUAAGUACAGAAGCUGAAAGACUUAAGCUGAUCUCUGAGGGCUGUGAUCCGAAAAAUCUCUACCAGAAAGAAGUAAAUCGUGAUCCUCAGGCUUUGCUUGGAGAAGUUUCCAAGACUCAUAAUGCUAUACAGACAUUGGAUAAGACCAUUUCAAGUUUAGAGAUGGAGUUAGCCGCAGCAAGAUCAGCACAGGAGUCUUUGAUAAACGGUGCUCCUAUAUCGAAUGAUGUGGAGAAGAGGCAAUUACCGGGGAAAAGACGGUAUUUGAUGGUUGUAGGGAUUAAUACUGCUUUUAGUAGCCGCAAGAGAAGAGAUUCUGUUCGAACAACUUGGAUGCCUUCAGGUGAGAAAAGAAAGAAGUUAGAGGAAGAGAAGGGAAUUAUUAUACGGUUUGUGAUUGGUCAUAGUGCCACGGCGGGCGGAAUUCUAGACCGAUCCAUUGAAGCAGAGGACAAGAAACAUGGAGAUUUCUUGAGAUUGGACCAUGUUGAAGGAUACCUUGAGUUAUCAGGGAAAACAAAAACAUAUUUUUCUACAGCUGUUUCAAAGUGGGAUGCAGAAUUCUAUGUCAAAGUAGAUGAUGAUGUUCAUGUAAAUAUCGCAACACUUGGGGAAACUCUUGUUAGACACAGGAAGAAACAUCGAGUCUAUAUCGGCUGCAUGAAAUCUGGUCCAGUCCUAUCUCAAAAAGGAGUUAGAUACCAUGAGCCUGAAUAUUGGAAAUUUGGUGAGAAUGGAAACAAGUACUUCCGUCACGCUACUGGACAAUUAUACGCCAUUUCAAGAGACUUGGCUUCUUACAUUGCCCUUAAUCAGCAUGUUCUGCACAAAUAUGCAAAUGAGGAUGUUACAUUAGGUGCUUGGUUUAUCGGGCUUGAUGUUACACAUAUCGACGAUAGAAGGCUAUGUUGCGGCACUCCUCCGGAUUGUGAAUGGAAGGCACAAGCAGGCAACAUAUGUGUAGCUUCAUUUGACUGGACCUGUAGUGGUAUCUGCAGAUCAGCUGAUCGAAUUAAAGAAGUUCACAAGCGAUGUGGUGAACCAGAAAACGCUAUUUGGAAAGCCAGAUUUUGAGGCCUUCCACAACAUAUACACAUAGAUCAUAUAUAGAAUUUGUUUUUCAAACCCAAACAGACAUCAAACGAUGAUCACCCGGAAAACAAUUCUCCUUCUUCUUGUUCAUAUUCUUUAUGAACCAAGAAGAUAGCUACAUUUGUUUGUAUAUCAUAGUUAAAUACAUGGUAGAGGACUAUAGAGAGAUAAGUAUGAAAUGAAACUCUUGCAAAGAUAGCGGUUUGCGACAAA